Erythranthe guttata (spotted monkey flower) is the source of this 866-nucleotide messenger RNA. RefSeq lists its product as uncharacterized. NCBI's taxonomy places the organism in Eukaryota, Viridiplantae, Streptophyta, Magnoliopsida, Lamiales, Phrymaceae. The record is from RefSeq and is a predicted model, not a curated record. Gene Ontology annotation, molecular function: ribonucleoside triphosphate phosphatase activity.
CUCCAUUGGAUUGGUCUAAAUGUUACAAAUGAUUUGGGCAUCUUCCUUUCAAUAAUAGCGUUUCCUUGUUUUCAAAUUAAUAAAUCCAAAUAAUGGUCCGGAGUUCUUUGACUCUUUGUUCUAAGAAAUGGCAUCCGCCGGAAAAUGCUUUCUUGUCACUGGCGCUCCGGGAGUGGGAAAAACAACGCUGAUAAUCCGUGUGCUGGAAGCUCUUAAACUAUCCAACCCUAACUUGAAGAUUCAGGGAUUCUACACUCGUGAGGUAAGAGAAGGGGGUGAAAGGAUUGGGUUUGAAGUGGUUACUCUUGAUGGUCGUAAAGCUCCUCUCGCCUCAACCAACAUUUCUAGCUGGGAAUCGCAAAGAUGGCCGAAUGUCGGAAGAUAUAAAGUAGACGUUUCAUCAUUUGAAUCAUUAGCAUUGCCUGAGUUGCAGGUUAAGGAAGACAGUGAUCUGUUUGUUAUUGAUGAAGUUGGUAAAAUGGAGCUGUUCAGUUCGUCAUUCUUCCCUGCCAUUUUACGAGUACUUGAAUCGAAUAUUCCUCUCUUGGCAACUGUCCCUCUUCCUAAAUCUGGGUGCAGAGAUAUUCCUGGAGUUGCAAGAUUGAAAAAUCAGACGGGGGCUACCAUUUAUACGGUGGACAGUAGUAACAGAGAUGCCAUGAAAGAUCAAAUAUACUCCAACUUGGCAGACUUGUUGCAAACACACUAGACUUGUAUCUACUCAAUCCUUGUUUCUUUUUUUUUUUCCUUCUCAAGUAUGCAUUGCACUCAAUUAAUUCUUUUACCUAUGUAUGUAUUUACUGUGCUCUCAAAAUAAUGGGCUGUAAUACUGGGCCAAAUUUAUAAGGUUGUCUGUCCCUGAUUGA